This is a messenger RNA of Acanthoscelides obtectus, 2052 nucleotides long. The record is from the annotation of a GenBank genome assembly. NCBI's taxonomy places the organism in Eukaryota, Metazoa, Arthropoda, Insecta, Coleoptera, Chrysomelidae.
CUGGAUGUUACAGUGUAUCGUUGUGGAGCCGGAGGUCUUCAUCGCAUUUGUUCAAAAAAUGGUAUCUGAUGCUGAAAGUGGUCUACAGCCCAAUGAAGACCGGCCACAUACAAUUUAUAUCUCGCCCAUUGCAAAUGCGUCCUGGCCCACAGGAGAAAAAAAUAUUUCUUAUACGAUACCGCCAGGUACUUGGUGGCCUUGGUGUGACUACUGGAAGAGCCCCCAACACACACUGUACCAACUAGCCAAUUUUUGCUUUGUACUUGCUUAUUCUUCAACAUGUUCGAAGAGAGGAGUUUUGUUUAUGCACAGCUGGUUAAUCCUAGGCUUGAUGCUGUUUUCGACAUGGGCUUGGAAUAUAAUUUGUGCUCCAGACGUCUUCACGUGGAAUUUUGCAUUUAUGUUGAUGAAUAUGGCGCAGGUGUUCCACAUUUUAUAUCAACUCAGGCCUGUGAAGUUCGAUCCGGAACUGGAGGAAGCCUACCACACUCUCUUCGAACCGUUCAAGUUGACACGAUUGCAGUUUAAGAGAAUGGUUAGCUCCGAUUUCGCUCAAAUAAUGUCUCUUCAUGCUGGAGAAGCAUACGCUGUGCAAAAUUUAACCAGAACUGACAGAUUGGGCUUACUACUUUGCGGAAAGGUGAACGUGCUCUCUGAUAAUCAAUUCCUACACCCUAUCUUGCCUUGCGAGUUCCUGGACUCUCCUGAAUUUGAGUCAAGUAGAAAUACCGUAGACGACAAGUUCAAGGUAUCUAUAGUGGCCUGCAGUACUUGUCGGUACCUUUACUGGCAAAGGAGCGCCCUAGAAUAUUUGUUCGUGAAAGACACUUACAUCGCCACAGUUUUGACAACGAUAAUCGCGAGAGACAUUGCAACUAAGCUGUACGCGAUGAACAACAAGAUCGUGACAGCCAAAGGAUCUCAUUUGGAUAUCAGACUUCCGAGUAUAACUUCAUCGUUGACGUCUGGAGGGGAAUACAAGUCUCCUAUUAGGACAAAAAAGGUCAAUGGAGGUGUCGGCAUGUCACUGGACAUGUACACCAACGACAGGUCCAAGAUUCGUGAAAAUGGCGGCACGUCGCAGAAUUGCUACCUGAACGAUAUGGAACCGCUAACGGAGCUACCUUCCAACGAUGAUUUGGCUUCCAAUGAUGUCGAAAGUUGGCUGGAGACCAGCUCCAAAUAUCACAGUUGUGAAAUAGUUGACACCGACUGAUCUUCGUCGUCUUCAAAUUCGGUGUAUUCGGUUAUAUAGCUAUCAGCACCGUCCACUGAGAUACUACGGCUGAAGGGAUAGCUGCCGUAGCAUCUUCAAGCUGAUCGUGGACCAUGAUAUACUAUGAAUCACAUUUUGCUUACUUGGUAAUAACAACCGGACCUACUAUCACUUUUUUCAGGACGUGUUAAAGUUUCUUACACGGGAUCUCCUUAUUCCUUCCAGGAUAAGUUUCAUCCUCCAUUAUUAUUUAUAAUAUUUAACAGAUAAUUCUUUGAGGAAUUUUAAGACACGAAGCUUAUACGAGGGAUGUCUCUUAAGUUUUGCAUAUGGAAAUAAAACAACACGACAUCCUUUCGAUCUCAAGAUACAUGGUGUUGAAUUAAAAAAAAAUUGUUUUUUGUAAAUAUCUUAAAUAUCCUUUUCCUAAUUUUCUUGUAAUUUGGCGGUGGUACUUAUAACAUUAAGAAGCUAAUUUAUCACUUGAGUAAAUUUAGUCAGUGGCCUUGAAAUGUCCCCAGAGAAAAAUCUAAGGGAUUCAUAUCGGGCGAGCGACGGGGUCAUAGGCGAGGGCCUGCUCUCUCAAACAGGCGAUCAUGGUAAUUUUUAUCCCAAAAUUGCCGCGCCACUACACUAAAGUGAACGAUUUGAACGAUUCGUUCAAUUGCAGGCCUUCCGAUGAUACGUUUAUCUUUUAAAGCUGCCUGCUUCAGAAGUCGAGCAUGGAAAAAUUACCACUAAAAACGGUUUUUGUAAAAAUUACAAAUGAAUAGCUUACAUAGACUAAGUUGACGACUGUCAAGUUGCUUACUAAAUGUUGCAAUCGCUUUUCAAGG